Caenorhabditis remanei is the source of this 210-nucleotide messenger RNA. RefSeq lists its product as uncharacterized. The coding region runs from base 1 to 210 and encodes 69 amino acids. Lineage: Eukaryota; Metazoa; Nematoda; Chromadorea; Rhabditida; Rhabditidae. The transcript is spliced from 2 exons. The record is from RefSeq and is a predicted model, not a curated record.
AUGAGCCAAUCCAAAAUCAGCCUUCAAUUGGAGAGAGUGUACAAUGAACAGCGCAAAGCUGCUACCCUUGCUUCUACAGCAACUGGAUUUAUAAUGUCGAUUUGCUUCUUUGGCCUUCCACUUAUGUGGUCUGGAUUUUUCAAAGUGAUGCAAGUGCCAGCAACGAUUGUUUGCUCUAAUGAUCCAUGGAGUGGAAUCACUGAUCUUUAA